Messenger RNA from Lycium ferocissimum, 1725 nucleotides. RefSeq lists its product as uncharacterized. Bases 1 to 1725 code for a protein of 574 amino acids. The record is from RefSeq and is a predicted model, not a curated record. NCBI's taxonomy places the organism in Eukaryota, Viridiplantae, Streptophyta, Magnoliopsida, Solanales, Solanaceae. The transcript is spliced from 5 exons.
AUGAAGAAGAAAAAAAUAGGAGGUUUACUAGUAGUUCCACAAGAAUAUGAAGAUUUUGCCUUUUGUCUGAAUUCUUGUGAGUUGCAUGAGAUGCCUUUUAAAGGGAGUCCUUUCACUUGGUGGAAUGGUAGGGCUGCUAAUGACUGCAUUUUCAAGAGGUUGGAUAGGGUUGUGCAUAAUCAUUCAUUCCAAAAUUGGUUUAGACAUCUUGAAGUGGAGCAUUUGUCAAGGACUGGUUCUGAUCAUGCACCAUUACUUUUAUCUUGUGGAGAUCAAGUGGAGAAUUUUAUCAAACCAUUCAGAUUUUUUAAAUUUUUGGUGGAGCAUGAUACUUUUCUUGACUUUAUUAAGCAGCAAUGGGAAGCAGACUUAUCUGAUGAUGUUUUUCUUUCCUUUAAGCUCAAAAUGAAGAAACUGAAAGUUGCUUUAAGUAAAUGGAGUCAGGUUACUUUUGGUGAUAUUUUUAAGCAACUAGUGAUUAGAGAAGAUAUAGUUAAGAUUAAAGAGCAGUUGAUUGAGGAGAACCCUUCUAAAGAAAAUAGAAUGGUGAUGCAAAAGGCUCAAGCUGAACUUAAACUUCUGGUAAAAGGAAGAAGGAAAAGAAUCCAGAUCAAGAGGAUUCAAGAUGCUGAUGGAACUUGGUUAGAGGAUGCUGAUAGAGUUGUUGGUGAAGCUGUUAAAUUUUUUCAUAAGCAAUUUACUCAUGAGGAGGUUAGUAAAGAUUCUCCAAUUCUUAAUCAUAUUCCUGAACUAAUUAGAGAGGAGGAUAAUAUGCUACUUGCUGAACAACCUACUAUGGAGGAAGUACAAAAGGCAGUGUUUGAAUUAAAUAGAGAUAGUACUUGUGGCCCUCAUGGCUUUUCUAGGAUCUUUUAUCAGAAGUGUUGGGAGGUGAUCAAGGCUGAUGUAUUUAGUGUUGUUAAAGCUUUCUUUGAUGGUCAGACUCUUCCCAAGUCAAUCACUCACACUAAUCUAGUAUUGCUGCCAAAGAAGAAUAUUGUUGAGUCUUUCUCUGGUAUGAGACCUAUAAUUCUUAGCAACUUUAUUAAUAAGGUCAUAUCUAGAGUAGUUCAUGAUAGAUUGGACAGAUUACUUACAAGGGUGAUAUCUCCGAAUCAAUUAGGUUUUGUCAAGGGCAGGAAUAUUAUUGAGAAUGCACAUGGUUUCUUUCACUCUACAAGGGGUGUCAAGCCGGGUGAUCCACUCUCUCCUGCUGUUUUCAUCAUAGCUGCAGAAGUUCUUUCAAUAGCCUUAAACUCUUUGUUUGAUCAGCCUGGUUUUGUUGUUUAUGGGAUGCCAAAGUGGAGUGCUAAGCUGAAUCAUCUGGCAUAUGCAGAUGAUACAAGCAUCUUUCCAGCUGUUGAAGCAGAAACAGGAUUUGUGAGAGGGAAAUUUCCUUGUACAUAUCUUGGAGUACCAAUUACUCAUGCUAGGAAAAGGAAAGUGGACUAUACUGAGUUAUCGAAGAAAGUCAAAGACAAGUUGCAAACUUGGAAAGGAAAGCUACUGUCUUAUGGUGGAAAAGCAGUUUUGAUCACAAGUGUUCUUCAAAGAGGAUUGGGAUUCAGGUCUAUUUAUGAAAUGUCCAAAGCCUAUGUGCUAAACUUUGGUGGAAGUUUAGAACCACUAGUUCACUUUGGGCUAAUUUCAUGUGGAACAAAUACUGUAAGAAGCAAAUUCCUUAGGUGGUUCAAUGGAAAGGAGGCUCACAAGUAUGGAAGAUAA